UUAUAGUAAACAGAGACAGCAGUUUAGUUCUUCGUCUAUAGUGAACGGAUAAAGUCAAAGUUAAUGUUGUGAUACAAGUUAAGGAAAAAUACAUACAUAUAUUUACAUAAUUUUUUUCUCGAAACUAUGACUAAUAGGCUUUCUCAACUAUAUGCGAAACGUCGGUGGUUUGGCUACCUGGUCAUAGGAACAACUCAGGGAGCUCCCUGGCCGAUGAGCUGAUCGGAUGUGGCUUUGACCAGAAGAACCAACAGUAGAUGACAGAUGAAACCACGUGAAAACGAUUGGAGUAAAGGGAACUAAGUUUUUACUCGUUCUAAACAUGAUCUCUUUAACCAUAACAACCGGCGUAUAAACCGGACACUGUGUUGUGGGUACUCAGUAAAGCUCGAAUCUCUGCGAAUCAUUAAUUUCCUGAACUUCGUAAAAUGCACCUGUUCAAGAUACAUACCUAAUCAUGGCCACAAAUAGUAUGAAUCAACAGCAACCAACAGCAGAUAUAAAGACGAUCCCUUGCAUGAAGAGAAAAAUUAUCUACAAAAUUUUUGAGUUGUAUGACGAUCACGCGGUCACCGACGUAACUUUUAGAGUUUCAAACCCAAUUGCUUUAAUUCCAGCACACCGUUUGGUCCUCUCUGCCACAAGUCAAUACUUCAGAACUCUGUUUAAUAGUGAAAGUGGCAGUAAUCCUAUUAUUGAAAUAAAAGACGUCGAUAGUGACACAUUUGAGCGAUUAAUUAUAUUUUGUUAUAUGGGCGAGGCGCGGCUAACUAAGACAAAUGCGUAUAAAAUACUAAAGACCGCAAGACAUUUUCAACUGAACACAAUACCAAUAUCAAUUAUAAUGAGUUCGGCGCGGCAGCAUAGUUCAACUUCCAUUCUGAAAGAGGUUACAUAUUUCUCCGAAGUAGUAAUGAAUAAAAUUAAUGAGUUAUAUGAAGAACAGGAGCUGACAGAUGUAACCUUCAAGUUGUCAAACCCCGAUGCCUUAGUUAAAGCACACCGUUUAAUAUUAUCUGCCGCGAGUCCAUAUUUUCGAUAUCUCUUUAAUAGCGACAGAGGUAAUUAUCCCCAGAUUGAAAUAUUGGAAAUCGACAGCGAAAGCUUUCAACAAUUAGUCUCUGCGUGUUACACCUGCUCAGUGCCUCUAAGAAUGGACAAUGUUUGCCAAAUACUAGAUGCGGCAAAAAAAUUACAGUUAAAAGACGUUGUUGAUGCAUGCUUCGAUUACCUGAGAGAAAAUUUGGUGGGAAUAUCUUUGAUGGCGAUACAAACUCGAGGUUCUACGUUUGAAAAGCCUGUACUACGGUACAAUCCACGAGAGGAUAAUUGGGAAAAAUCUUUCAACAUUAAAGUGAGCGCUACAAAUUUUGGAAUGGUUCAUUUAAUGGAUCGUGUAUAUUUUAUUGGAGGCAUUAUUAAAGGCCAAGUGAACAAUCGUGCAGUUGCUUUCAAUAUACGAACUAAAGCGAGGACAGAGUUACCCACAAUGAAUCAUUCACGAUACGAUCUAAGUGCGUCAGUUUUAAAUGGUAAAGUCUACGUAAUUGGGGGACGAACGGAAAACAACAAAAUUUUGCAGUCUGUGGAAAUGUACGAACCAUAUACUGACGAAUGGAAAGAGGUUGGCAAUUUGAUCACACCUCGUUUCGGUGCUGGUGUUGUUGCGAUGAGAGGCAAAAUUUUUGUAAUGGGAGGAUACAAUGGAGGAGAUUUAAAGUCUAUUGAAUGUUACAACCCAAACACAAAUCGUUGGAAACCGUGCAAAGAUAUGUCUGUAGCCCAUUUUAUGCCUGGAGUAGCCGCACAUAGAGGUUAUAUAUAUGUCCUAGGAGGUUGGUCCAUUGCAAACCAUGCAGCAGUUGAACGAUACGAUGUGAACUUGAACACUUGGACUAAGGUUUGCUUCCUGGAUGUGGGCCGCUGUGGUAUUGGUUGUGUUUCUCUAGGAAAUCAUCUAUGGGCCAUUGGAGGUGCUUUUGAAGGCGAAGAAAAAGACUGUGUGUCUGUAUAUGACGAGGAGAGCGAUAAAUGGUCUAGUAGGAGCUCACUUAUUAAAUCAGGAGUAUACUAUUGCUUUACUCUAAAUGAUAUAAAGUAAAAAGAUUUAACAAAAAUCGUCACCUCAAAUACAUCAAGGUAUAAAGUUAAAGUUUUUAAUAUUGUACUUUCUUCGAAAGAAUUUCUAAAAUGACAUUAUUCAUUGCCCAACAUUUGAUAUGUUUUAGACUUCCUGCCAGAGCCCACAAUAAUAUAAAAUGCAUCUAAUGAUGUUUUUGAAAACAUUAUAUCAAUUCCUAAAACUUGAGUUUAAGUACGUGUUUUGAGAGAAUGGUGGUGUCUGUGAGGGGAUUUUAGCCAUAGCUAGGAUCCGGAAAUCUUUUAGGUCAACUUGAAGCUUUAUAACUCGAUGUAUUUGAGAUGCAGUUUUUUGCCAAAGUAACCAUUCCCCAAAAGUUUUAGUCGUGUCAUCGUUAUUUCCUGGUUGAUUACCUGUUCAGGCAGUUUUUUUCAAGAUUUAUAAAAUUACGUAUGUAUGCUGCAGUGGGAUCUAAGACAAUAUAGUUAUAUGUAUGUGAAUAUAAACCAUUUUUGAAAA
Molecule: messenger RNA, 2599 nt
Organism: Ceratitis capitata (Mediterranean fruit fly)
Lineage: Eukaryota; Metazoa; Arthropoda; Insecta; Diptera; Tephritidae
Product: kelch-like protein 5
Exons: 9
Coding region: 458-2101 (547 amino acids)
Molecular function (GO): protein binding
Source: RefSeq, a predicted model, not a curated record